GGGGCAGCGGCGGAAGGGAACGCAGCGCUCCGGGCCGGCAGCAGAUAUUUAUGAAGAAAUCGAUAUCUGUGUACCAUUCACAGCUCUCCUCGACUGAAGAGGUGACAGAAAAGGGCCAAGCGAAGCUGCCUUUCUAAACACUCAGCAUCACAAAUCACUGUUUAUUUCCAAUGCUGCUUCCCAUAAUAACUUAAUACAUCUGUGUUCAGAGCAGUUACAUAGUACAAGCCUUGAGGAAUAUGAAUACCUUCAAAUACAUUUCUGAGUGAGACAGCAAGACAGACAGCUUACCUGGAACAUCAUGACAGAUAGCAUGGAGAUAAUACAGUCUCUACAAAGAGCUGCUCCUCUGCUGCACUUCUUUCUUCUGGAAUUCUAAGCUACCCCGUAAAAAUGGCUACAGAAGAGAAGUGGAAAAGUUCGGCUUCGAAGCAGAAUAGUGGAGCUGAACAAGCAGAAGACAAGGAAUCGUGUGUGCUGCUGAGCCAGCAGCUGGGUGAACCAGGAAAAUUCACUUAUGCAGCACUCUGUGGGAUAUCCCUGGCAUGGCUGUUCCCUGAAAAAGAACAAAGCUCCUUCAGGACAGAGUUCAUUGAGGGCUUGGUGAAAUGGCUGGACCUGCCUGAUGCUGUCUUGCCUGCCAUGACAGCGUUUGCUAGUGGCUUAGGAGAUGAGGGCACAGAAACUUUUGCCCAGCUUUUGCUGAAGGAUCCCACUGUGAAAGAUAAUCCUGUUGUCAUUACCCAGGAUCUUUUGUCCUUCUCUCUCAGAGAUGGGUACUAUGAUGCACGAGUGAGGGUGUUGAUCUGCCAUGUCAGCUGGCUGCUGAGAAUCCCCUUGGAGGAGCUGGAAGCCAUGGAGGAAUCUCUGCUUGAAAGCCUGAAGGAACAAACAGAGGAAGAGUCAGAAACUGCAGAAGUCUCAAGAAAAAAGAAGGAAAGAAGAAGGAAGCUGAAGAGAUACCUGCUGAUCGGCUUGGCAACCGUUGGGGGUGGAACAGUGAUCGGCUUGACAGGAGGUCUUGCUGCCCCCCUGGUUGCUGCUGGGGCUGCUACUAUCAUUGGAAGUGCAGGAGCAGCUGCUCUUGGUUCAACUGCAGGAAUUGCUGUCAUGGCAUCCCUUUUUGGAGCUGCUGGAGCUGGCCUUACUGGAUACAAGAUGAAGAAACGUGUGGGAGCCAUAGAAGAGUUUGAAUUCCUCCCACUUACUGAAGGAAGGCAGCUUCACAUCACCAUAGCAAUUACUGGAUGGCUGUGUGCUGGCAAAUAUGGAAGCUUCACAGCACCAUGGAGCAGCAUGCUGCAUUCGAGUGAGCAAUACUGUCUGGCCUGGGAAUCCAAGUACUUGAUGGAGCUUGGCAGUGCCUUGGAUACCCUGGUGAAUGGUUUUGUUAACAUGAUGGCUCAGGAAGCCCUAAAAUUCACUGUUUUGUCAGGUAUUGUUACGGCCUUGACUUGGCCAACUUCACUCUUGACUGUUGCCAAUGUCAUUGACAACCCCUGGGGAGUGUGUCUGCAUCGGUCUGCUGAAGUAGGCAAGCACCUGGCACAUAUACUGCUCAGUCGACAGCAGGGCAAGCGACCUGUCACACUGAUUGGCUUCAGCCUGGGUGCCAGAGUCAUCUACUUCUGCCUGCAGGAGAUGGCUCAAGAGAAAGACUCCCAAGGGAUCAUUGAAGAUGUGGUGCUGCUGGGAGCUCCAGUGGAGGGAGAGGCCAAGAACUGGAAGGCGAUCACAAAAGUGGUGUCGGGCAGGAUCAUAAAUGGUUACUGCAGGGGAGACUGGCUGCUGGGAUUUGUAUACAGAACCUCUUCUGUCCAGCUGAAUGUUGCUGGCCUCCAGCCAGUCAAGCUGGACGACAGGAGGAUGGUAAACAUGGACCUUUCAUCUGUAGUCAGCGGCCACCUGGACUACAUGAAGCAAAUGGACACGAUUCUAAAAGCUGUGGGCAUUAAAACCAAGGAAUGUCAGCAGGAGGAGAAGGGCAGCACCAGACUUUUCUCCCCUCUAGCCAAGAAAUCACAACGAGCAGCAGGCAGUGAGACUCAGGAAGAGGAAAACACUGUGCAGGAGGAGGAUGGAGCUGACAGUGACUGCCAAGCACCCACAACCAACACCAGCGUGAGCUCUGCACUGACACAGCCUGCGAGUGCUGGCACGAGCAGCGAUGGCAGCCUGCACCCAGGAGAUGAAUCCUUGGCCAGCUGUGCUCACCGACAGGAUUCCCCUGGAUCUCUCUCUGCAGAGAGUUCACCUCCCUGCCCAGCUUGCCCCAGCAGUGCAAAGCAGGCAGCAGGUGAUAACACAGACUGAACUGAACCUCCAAACCUCUCCUUGCAGCUGCCACGUGCAUUGUGCCCAGCAUCAGCUGCACGGAGCCGUCCUCAGCCUCCUGCCCUACACAGUCUGCAGAGCUUCGUGAAUUGCUGCCCUGCAGCUCCCAAGGCUGCCGUGUGGCUGGGUGGGAGGCAGCAGAACCAUCAGCAAGCCCACACUUUGCCUGGCCUGCAUGGAGGCCAGUUGCAGCUCUUUGUGACGGGCAGGGAUGCGCAGCACUAAAACUACUCUCAGAGCACAAUCAGUAAAACCCACAGAGCUGAGCUGCAGCUUUCAGACCCUGCUGAGGGCCCAGCACAUGGCAUCACAGUAUCACAGCUCUCACAGCAAUUUCCCACAGCAUCUCCCACUGACAAGAAAAGGCCGAUUCUGGCCCAAAUCAGUAUAGUUCCUCAGGAAGCAGUGGCAAUCCCCUCAUUGCACAAGCUCUUUUAUUCUUGAGGGAAGCAGCUGCCACCAUUAUCUUUCUGGUACCUAGCUCUUGGGAAAGCAGGUGGCUCUGUGGGUAUCUUUAAGCAUAUUGUGGAGGGGGACUCAUUAGUAGGUCAUUAAAAGCAUUUUUCCACUUCAGCUCUGCUAAGCAGGGGGGCGAAAGGCUGAGAGCCUCUGGCUGCCCUCCCCACUCUGCUGCAGGUUUGCUACCAUGGCUCUGACACUUUCCAACCAACAAGGUUGUUUCCCUUCCUGCAAACUGAAGGUGAUGAGUGUCUGAGACCUCGUUACCACUAGGAACAUGCUUUGAGUCCCAUAGGUGAAGGACAGCCAAAAACAGAAUGGGCUUUUUAUGACUUAGUGCUUCGUGAAGCUUUUUCCCUUGCAAGCCAGCAACACAUGGAGACUUUCUUCUUGCCAUCCCACACACAUCUCCAGCCUUAAAAGCCCCCUCUAGUCAUAUUUUUAAUUGGUUUAAAAUAAAGCUAAUACUUGGCAUAGAA
Messenger RNA from Lagopus leucura (white-tailed ptarmigan), 3272 nucleotides. It is a transcript of the gene TMCO4, whose product is annotated as transmembrane and coiled-coil domains 4. Bases 394 to 2313 code for a protein of 639 amino acids. Lineage: Eukaryota; Metazoa; Chordata; Aves; Galliformes; Phasianidae. The record is from RefSeq and is a predicted model, not a curated record. The transcript has 16 exons.